Molecule: messenger RNA, 2611 nt
Organism: Telopea speciosissima
Lineage: Eukaryota; Viridiplantae; Streptophyta; Magnoliopsida; Proteales; Proteaceae
Product: pentatricopeptide repeat-containing protein At3g49710
Exons: 2
Coding region: 98-2257 (719 amino acids)
Biological process (GO): RNA modification
Molecular function (GO): zinc ion binding; RNA binding; protein binding
Source: RefSeq, a predicted model, not a curated record
UUCUUUUGAUGGUUUAUGGCUGAGCUAAAGUGGAGAACUGUAAGUUCCUAAGGUACCAAGUACUAACUAGUAACAAUCCCGACUAACUGACAAAUAGAUGAACCAAAUCUCAUGGAGCCUGCACCGCUUUCGACAUCUUCUAAAGAGCUGCAUUGCCGAGAGAGAUCUGUCCACCGGCAAAUCACUUCAAACGCUCUACGUAAAAUCUCAAGUUCCUCCUUCCACCUACUUCGCCAACCACUUCAUCAUCCUCUACUCCAAAUGCGGUUGCCUCUCCACGGCACGCAAGGCCUUCGACCACACCCCUCACCCAAAUGUCUUCUCUUUCAAUGCCAUAAUCUGCGCUUACGCCAAAGAGUCACAAACCCACAUUGCCCGCCAGUUGUUCGAUCAAAUUCCCCAACCUGACAUCGUCUCUUAUAACACUCUCAUCUCUGCUUACGCUGACCGUGGAGAGACCUCACCUGCACUGCAUUUGUUCUCUGAAAUGCGUGAUAUGGGUCUCGACUUGGACGGGUUCACUCUCUCUGCUGCCAUCACAGCCUGUUGUGACGACGUCGCUUUGAUUAAACAAAUUCAUUCUUUAGCAGUUUAUGGUGGGUUCGAUUCCUUUGUUUCCGUAACCAAUUCAUUGGUUACUUACUACAGCAAGAACGGCUAUUUAGACGAGGCCAAACGAAUUUUUUAUGAAAUGGGUUCGAUUAAAGACGAGGUUUCGUGGAAUACCAUGAUUGUUGCAUAUGGGCAACACAGGGAAGGAUCUAAGGCUCUGGAACUGUUUCAGGAAAUGACUCGCAUGUGUUUGAAAGUGGACAUAUAUACGUUGGCCAGUGUUAUGACCGCCUUUACGUGCUUGGAGGAUCUAUCUGGCGGGGUUCAGUUUCAUGCGCAGUUGAUUAAAACCGGUUUUCAUCAAAAUUCCCAUGUUGGGAGUGGUUUGAUCGAUUUGUAUUCUAAAUGCGGAAAUGGCAUUUCUGAUGCUGAAAAAGUCUUUGAAGAGAUCCCUGAACCGGAUUUGGUUCUUUGGAACACCAUGAUUUCUGGUUAUUCUCAAAAUGAGGAAUCCUCUGAAGAGGCUCUAGAUUGCUUCCGGCAGAUGCAACAGUUUGGCUACCGCCCUGAUGAUUGCAGCUUUGUCUGCGUGAUUAGUGCAUGCUCAAACCUGUCAUCUCCAUCACAGGGGAAACAAAUGCAUUCUUUGGCCAUAAAAUCUGACAUCCCAACAAAUAGAAUAUCGGUUAGCAAUGCACUAAUUGCAAUGUACUCAAAAUGUGGCAAUCUGCACGAUGCUAGACGGUUAUUUGAGCGGAUGCCAGAGCAUAAUAAAGUCUCAUUCAAUUCGAUGAUAGCAGGUUAUGCACAGCACGGGCAUGGAACUGAAUCAGUACUUCUGUUCCAAAAAAUGCUUGAACUGGAUAUUGAACCUACAAGCAUCACCUUCAUUUCUGUCCUCUCCGCAUGUGCACACACUGGAAAGGUAGAGGAAGGUUGGAGUUAUUUCAAUUUGAUGGAUGAGAAAUUUGGGAUCAAACCACAUGAAGAACACUAUUCUUGCAUGAUUGAUCUCUUGGGCCGAGCAGGCAAAUUGAAUGAAGCUGAGAAGCUGAUUGAGAUGAUGCCAUUUGACCCUGGUUCUGUUGGUUGGGCAGCAUUGCUUGGUGCCUGUAGGACUCAUGGGAACAUUGAGCUGGGAGCUAAAGCUGCCAGACAGUUUCUACAGCUGGAACCUUUCAAUGCUGCUCCCUACGUCAUUCUUUCAAAUAUGUAUGCCAGUGCUGGUAAAUGGGAAGAGUUUGCAACUGUUAGAAAAAUGAUGAGAGAGAGAGGAGUGAAGAAGAAACCAGGCUGUAGUUGGAUUGAGGUGAAUAAGAGGAUCCAUGUAUUUGUUGCUGAAGAUAGUUCACACCCCAAGAUAAAAGAAAUAUAUAAGUUCUUGGAAGAGAUGUCAAAGAAGAUGAAACAAGCUGGGUAUGUGCCAGAUGUGAGAUGGGCUUUGGUUAAGGAUGAUGGUACAGGGGAAGAGGAGAAAGAAAAGAUGUUAGGGCACCAUAGCGAGAAGCUUGCCAUUGCAUUUGGGUUGAUAAGCACUCGAGAUGGGGAGCCAAUCCUUGUGGUUAAGAACCUCAGGAUAUGUGGGGAUUGCCAUAAUGCAAUCAAAUUCAUUUCUAUCAUUGUUGGGAGGGAGAUUACUGUUAGGGAUGCACAUAGAUUCCACUGCUUCAAGGAAGGGACUUGUUCAUGUGGAGAUUAUUGGUGACCAUGGAAGUUUCUUCAAUCGUAUGCAGCUUUUCUACAUUGAGAGGAGGCAUACCCAGGCUUAGCCCACUCAUUACUAUAAAGGCAAAGCAUUUUGGACUCGGACAUGACCGGCAGGGUGUACAACUUUACCGUCAACAACUAACCCACUGAGUGUUGCCAGUUACCAUUGACCUAUGAUCUAGAGAAGUUGACCAGACAAACGAAAGGAGUGCUCAGAAAUGCUUCAUUGUAGUAACACUUGCUCAAUUCAUUUGUAUCUGAGAUCGUGGUUGGUUUCUUGCCGAAGGAAUAGCUGAACUUGUUUUGGUUUUGGAUAGAUAUACAAAAGAGAGUUUCCUGGCGUGAACAGCUA